GGUAACGCUAACGCUAAUCUAGCGCGCUCUGUUUUCCUUCUCAGAAAGGCAAAGCAAAAGUUGCGAGACAGAGAAAGCUAAAAAGAGAUCUCCGUGAGAGACUCUUCCAAUUCCAGUCUUACGGAAUCUGUUAUCACCGUCAGCUCUAUUGACCCACUUCCUCCUUGUCAACCCGAUCUCUCCUUGCCUUCUUCUUCUCCCCCCUAGAUCCACUCUUCUCUACACGCUUUUGAUUCAGAACCCAUCAAAACCAUAACAAAAGAAUCUGAAAAACAGAGUCAACUGGUUAUCUCAAUUUCCAUCAAAACCGAAAUCGAUUUGGGAAAGUAGGCGUGUCCCAUUCAGAUUCAGUGAAUACCCAGUUGCUGAUCAUAGACGUAGAUACUGUGAGAAAAACUAUAUAAAUAUAUAUAUAUAUAUAUAUGGCACCCAGCACAAUUCGCAAGGCAAUCGGCGCUGUCAAAGACCAAACCAGCAUAAGCAUAGCUAAAGUCGCCGGCAAUAUCGCUCCGGACCUUGAAGUUCUCGUCGUCAAAGCCACGAGCCACGACGAAGAUCCCGCCGACGAGAAGUACAUUCGGGAAAUCAUAAACCUGACGUGCUAUUCGCGAGGCUAUGUCGGUGCUUGCAUCGCUACAUUAUCGAAGCGUCUGAGCAAAACCCAUGAUUGGAUCGUCGCCGUCAAGGCUUUGAUGCUCGUCCACAGGCUUUUGGUUGAUGGGCACCCUUCGUUCGAGGAAGAGAUCGUGUUUGCCACAAGGAGAGGGAUGAGGGUCUUGAACAUGUCCGAUUUCAGAGAUGAAGCGCAUUCCAAUUCCUGGGACCAUGCCGGUUUCGUGAGACUUUAUGCCAUGUAUCUCGAUGAGAAGGUGGAGAAUGUGGUUCACGAGAAGAAAUCGAGGGGUGGCGAUGGAAGAUUCGAGGAGAGAGAUGGUGAUGAAUUUGAUUCUGGGAUGUCAAGGAGGUCGAGGUCUUAUGGCGAUUUGAAUGAGUCGUCUGUGGGAAGAGAACAGAGAAGAAAGGCUACCCCAUUGAGGGAAAUGAGACCCGAGACUGUAUUAGGGAAGCUGAACCAGUUGCUGAGGAUUCUUGAUCGGAUUCUUGCUUGUAAGCCGGCCGGUGCUGCGAAAAACAGCAGGUUGGUGAUCGUUGCGCUUUACCAGGUUUUGAGAGAGAGUUUUAGAACAUACGUUGAGAUAUGCGAGGCACUGGGGAUAUUGUUGGAUCGAUUUACUGAGAUGGAGUAUGCUGAUUGUGUAAAGGCCUUUGAUACUUAUGUUAGUGCGGCGAAAAUGAUUGAUGAACUUGUGGGGUUCUAUGGUUGGUGCAAGGAUAUGGGGAUUGCUAGGUCGUCUGAAUACCCAGAAGUGCAGAGGAUAACUGAUAAGCUCUUGGGGACCCUUGAGGGUUUCUUGAAGGAGAUGACUAAGAGGUCCAAGAGUCCUGAGAGAAGUAGAGAAGAUCAGCGACCAGUUGUGGAUGAACCAGUACAGGAUAUGAACGAGGUCAAGGCUCUACCUCCACCGGAGAAUUAUACUCCUCCACCGCAACCUGAAUUGCCACCGAAGCCACAGCAGACUCAGAAGGAGACAGAGGACUUGGUGAAUCUGAGAGAUGAUGGAGUUUCAGCUGAUGAGCAAGGCAACAAAUUGGCUCUGGCUUUGUUUUCUGGUCCUGCUAAAACUAAUACAAAUGGGACUUGGGAAGCUUUCCCUUCAAAUGGAGAGCCUGAGGUGACCUCGGCAUGGCAGACCCCAGCUGCUGAAACUGGGAAAGCAGACUGGGAAUUGGCAUUGGUAGAGUCAGCUAGUAAUCUAUCAAGGCAAAAGGCGGAUUUGGGUGGUGGGCUUGAUCCAUUGCUGCUGAAUGGAAUGUAUGAUCAAGGGGCAGUGAGGCAGCAUGUGAGCACCACACAGCUGAGCGGUGGGAGUGCUAGCAGUGUGGCAUUGGCUGGACCAGGAGGCAAGAGUGCUACGCCUGUGCUGGCGCUGCCGGCGCCGGAUGGGACGGUGCAAGCAGUGGGACCACAGGACCCAUUUGCUGCUUCACUCACUGUGCCUCCUCCAUCAUAUGUUCAGAUUGCAGAGAUGGAGAAGAAGCAGCAAUUUCUGGUGCAGGAACAGCAGCUUUGGCAGCAGUAUGGAAGGGAUGGGAUGCAAGGGCAAGUUGCUUUGGCAAAAAUUGCUGGUGGGUCUGGCUUUUAUGGUCCUAAUCCGCUGCAAAAUAUGCCUUACGGAAUGCCAAACAUUAGCAGCAUGGGUGGUCAGCCUGGAGGAUACUACUAUGCACCUUACUAAUAAUAAAUUUCUGGCUGCAUUUCGAGCAGCCCUUUUUUUUUUUUUUCAAGGUGCAGAUACCUAUAUACUUUUUUUCAAGGUGCAGAUACCUAUAUACGAUAUAAGUAGAUAUGUUUUCUUUUUUGGAUAAAUGGUGUUGCCAAUACCUAUUUUGUUGCCUUCUUUGCUAUUGGGCUUAAUUUCGUACUUAAAAAUUGCUGAAGUAUGUUUUGAAACAGAGUCUGAAAUGUUACAAACUUGAGCGAAAUAUUUGUUGGUAUUAUUCCAUGUAAUUUUGGUAAGGAUGUGCAACCAUAAGCUUUUGUAUUCUAAACUCUUUUUCAGCCUCCAUUGAUAUUGCCCUUGAAGGAUUCUUGUGGAAUGCAAAAAUGUUUCCUCAAGAGUUUGCUUUGAGAAAAACUAGUCUAAUUCUCUUGGCAUGGAUGUCAACGAAUUGAAGCGAAGAUUCACCUCGUGUUUCUAUGCUUAACCGGUUGACAAUGUAGAGUAUUUUAUAUUUUUACCAAAAGAAAAUAUGUAUUUUAUGCAAUGAAUUUAUUUAUUUAUUUUA
Messenger RNA from Ziziphus jujuba (common jujube), 2847 nucleotides. RefSeq names its product probable clathrin assembly protein At4g32285. NCBI's taxonomy places the organism in Eukaryota, Viridiplantae, Streptophyta, Magnoliopsida, Rosales, Rhamnaceae. Gene Ontology annotation, biological process: vesicle budding from membrane; clathrin-dependent endocytosis; clathrin coat assembly. Gene Ontology annotation, molecular function: 1-phosphatidylinositol binding; SNARE binding; clathrin heavy chain binding. The record is from RefSeq and is a predicted model, not a curated record. Bases 423 to 2297 code for a protein of 624 amino acids. The transcript has a single exon. Gene Ontology annotation, cellular component: clathrin-coated vesicle; clathrin-coated pit.